AUACGAAGAUAGAAAUUCCUCGUGCAAGUUCAGCGCGAACGAUUCCGCGAAAGCAUUUUCUUACCUCUCUUUUGAUGAUGGUCGUGGGUACUAUAAGUAGUUCGUGAAUUUCGUCAGAGUAAUAUUGCAAGUUUUAUAUUAGAAAAGCUAUGAUGUCUAAAGCUGCAAUGGGCCUUGCCGUCGGCAUUGCCGGAAUUUUUGUUGGUUACUGCUUUUAUUUCGAUCAGAAGCGCCGCAGCGAUCCUGAUUUCAAAAAGAAACUCCGCGAACGUAGACGAGCUAAGAAACAAGCACAACAAAAAGCUUCCACAAAGAUUUUAGAUUUAAGAGAUCAUGAGAUGGUGCAGAAAUUCUUUUUGCAAGAGGUACAACUUGGAGAAGAAAUGCUUGCUUAUGGUGACGUAGAUAGUGGAAUUGAACAUUUGGCUAAUGCAGUAGCAGUAUGUGGCCAACCGACUCAGUUGUUACAAGUUUUGCAAAAGACCUUGCCGCUGCAAGUUUUCCAAACUCUAGUACAGCGAUUACCAACGGUGGGCCAGAAACUAGUAAUGCAAACUCAGAUGGCAGAGGAGGAUGUCGAAUAAAUUAAUAUAAAAUUUCAUUGACAAUUCUUGAAUAAAAUUCGACGCUAGUGAAAAGUC
This is a messenger RNA of Harpegnathos saltator (Jerdon's jumping ant), 641 nucleotides long. RefSeq names its product translocase of outer membrane 20 (gene Tom20). Gene Ontology annotation, molecular function: transmembrane protein transporter activity. The transcript has 4 exons. The coding region runs from base 150 to 584 and encodes 144 amino acids. The record is from RefSeq and is a predicted model, not a curated record. Gene Ontology annotation, cellular component: mitochondrial outer membrane translocase complex. NCBI's taxonomy places the organism in Eukaryota, Metazoa, Arthropoda, Insecta, Hymenoptera, Formicidae. Gene Ontology annotation, biological process: protein import into mitochondrial matrix; tRNA import into mitochondrion; protein targeting.